This is a messenger RNA of Chrysemys picta bellii (western painted turtle), 9115 nucleotides long. It is a transcript of the gene ZBTB47, whose product is annotated as zinc finger and BTB domain containing 47. Gene Ontology annotation, biological process: regulation of transcription by RNA polymerase II. Gene Ontology annotation, cellular component: nucleus. Gene Ontology annotation, molecular function: protein binding; DNA-binding transcription factor activity, RNA polymerase II-specific. Lineage: Eukaryota; Metazoa; Chordata; Testudines; Emydidae. The record is from RefSeq and is a predicted model, not a curated record.
GCCUCUGCUCUGCAUUCCUCCCUCUUCCUAAGGGCUAACAUGGCGAUGGCAGGCAGAGGAUGAGGUGAAGAAGCAGGGGGAGGCGAGAGCUGCAGCUGCACAGACACACAAGCGGGGCAGAGAGCACAGCAGGGGGGAUUGCAGCAGAGGAAAGGAGAAGGGGGGAAAAAAAUAAAAACACCCAACCCAACAUUUUCAUGGAGAGCAAAAAUCCCAUGCAAGCUGGGGAGGAUCAGGACUCCUUUGAGCUGAGACCCUUGCAUCAAAAUGCUGAUAGUAGAAAAGACAACUGACUACCCUUCCGCUGAAUACUCUCUGGUGGAGGAUGUAGCCCUCCACUUCACGUGUUUGAUGGACAGACUGAACGAGCAGCGCCUGUUUCAGCCGGACCUGUGCGACGUGGACAUCGUCCUAGUUCAGCAGAAGAGCAUCUUCCCCGCCCACAAGGGGGUCCUUGCCGCGUACAGCCAGUUCUUCCACUCUCUCUUCACCCAGAACAAGCAGCUGCAGCGGGUAGAGCUCUCCCUGGAGGCCUUGACUUCCCAAGGCCUCCAGCAGAUCCUCAACUUCAUCUACACCUCCAAGCUGCUGGUGAACGCCUCCAAUGUGCAGGACGUCCUGAACGCUGCCGCCGUGCUGCAGAUGAACAACAUCGCCUCCUCCUGCCAGGAGCUCAUCAACACCAGAUCCCUCAGCCUGGCCAUGGCCAGCGACAUGGCCCUGCCCCCCGACGCCUGUGGCAACUCUGUCCCCCCGCAGUACUACUGUGAGAUUAAGCAAGAGGUGGACUCUCUACACCCCAAGAUCUAUGCCCGGGAAGGAAAUGAUCCCUACUCAGUGCGAGUAGAGGACAGAAUGGGUGGAGACGGCAACCAGCACCUCCCGGCUGUGGCUGCCAAGCAGUAUUACAAGGAGGAGAAGGACAGUGGCCUGGCCACCAUGUGUAAGAUGGAGGGCGGGGAGUCUGAGGAGGAUCUGGACAGCCAGAGCUCUUACAACCGGGAGCAGAUCAUUGUGGAGGUGAACCUCAACAACCAAACCCUCAAUGUCUCCAAGGGGACGGAAGGGAAGCCCACCGCCAACGAAGCUGCCGCCGUGAUCAGCCGACCGGAGGGGGAUGGACGUGACACCGAGGAGGAAGGGGAGGAGGAAAACGAGGAAGCAGGGGGGGAGGAGGAGGAGGACGCUGAGGUGGGGGAGGAGGAAGAGGAGGAACACAGCGAAGAGGAAGACCUGGAGGAGACCACCGAGGAGGAGGAGGAAGAGGAAGACGACGAAGAGGUGUCUGAAGUGAAAAGGGAAAAAUCUGGGCAGCCCCGCAGGGGGAGCAGGUCAUCCAAGGCCACCAAGUCCACCAUGUCCACCAGGUCCCAGGAUCUGGCCAAGGUGGUGGAGGAAGAGGAGGGCCAGCGUGGGAGGAAGAGGAAAAAGGAGCAGGAUGGGCUGGGCCCGAAAGUCAAGCUGGAAGAGAAGCAGCACUACCCCUGUAAGAAGUGCCCCCGCGUCUUCAACAACCGCUGGUACUUGGAGAAGCACAUGAACGUCACCCACAGCCGCAUGCAGAUCUGCGACAAGUGCGGCAAGCGCUUCCUGCUGGAGAGCGAGCUCCUGCUGCACCAUCAGACGGACUGCGAGAAGAACAUCCAGUGUGUGACGUGCGGGAAAGCAUUUAAGAAACUCUGGUCUCUGCACGAACACAAUAAAAUUGUCCAUGGCUACGCGGAGAAGAAGUUCUCCUGUGAAAUCUGCGAGAAGAAAUUCUACACCAUGGCACAUGUGCGGAAACACAUGGUUGCUCACACCAAGGAUAUGCCGUUCACAUGUGAGACGUGUGGGAAAUCGUUCAAACGCAGCAUGUCCCUGAAAGUCCAUUCUCUUCAGCACUCCGGGGAAAAGCCUUUUAAAUGUGAGAACUGCAACGAGCGAUUCCAAUACAAGUACCAGCUGCGCUCUCACAUGAGCAUCCACAUCGGACACAAGCAGUUCAUGUGCCAGUGGUGCGGGAAGGACUUCAACAUGAAACAGUAUUUCGAUGAGCACAUGAAAACGCACACGGGUGAGAAGCCCUACAUCUGCGAGAUCUGCGGCAAGAGCUUCACCAGCCGCCCCAACAUGAAGCGCCACCGCCGGACCCACACGGGAGAAAAGCCCUACCCCUGCGACGUGUGCGGCCAGCGUUUCCGCUUCUCCAACAUGCUCAAGGCCCACAAGGAGAAGUGCUUCCGGGUCAGCAACCCCCUGGCUUCGGACACCACCAACCCCGCCAACAACGGCGGCGGCCUCUCCGCUCCCCAGGGUGCCCCCUCGCCUCACUCACUCAGUUUGCCGCUGCUCCACCCCCUCCCCCCUCCUCCUCACCUACCGCCACCGCCUCCCCUGUUCCCAGCCGGGCGGGUCAAUUCGAACAACUAGGCCAGCGUGCGCACGGACUGCUCUGCCACGCAGGGAGUGCCCAGUGGGCUGCUCGGUCGCGUGACGCGGGGAGAAGGAGGGAGGCGGUUAAUUCUCUCUCUUUCGAUUUUUUACCCUCCCUUGGUUUUAUGAUGAGCCCGUCAGCCUUCUGGCGAAAGGACAGGGGCUCUGGGCCACAGCAAGCUCCCAGGCAGCGUGGCGUGCCGGCGUUCAAUCAGGGUGUAGACAAACGGCUCUUCUUUCCCUCCUCGUUCCAUGGCUUUAGCGUUUCCCAAGCCCCGGUCAGACUCAUCCUCUCGCCUCACUAGGCAUUGUUGCUGAACUGGUUUACCUCUGCCGCCUAGUGCACUAUUGUAUCAGGGUAACCCUUGCCACAAUGUCUUCCCGCUUGCACGUGUUCCUCCAUGUGCCGUGCGAGUACGUUAGACUAACGAAGUGCACAGCUCAGCUCAGCCCCAUCGAGCCAUUUCCACUAGUUCCUCACGGCAGCAGUAAGGGGGUUCUUAGGUGUUUUUGUCUCAUGAGGCAGCACUUUUAGCUUUGCCGGUGGCUAUUAGUCAGGAACUUGUCCGCGAUGCAUCCUGUGCAAAAUGUUUAAUCAGGGUUGCGCCCCUCUUUAGUAUGCCACUGAAACCACCUGAAAAGACUACAUGUCCCAGCAUGCAGUGCUGUUCCGAAUGGCUUUCUGCUGGGCGAAGGAAGGAACAUAGCAUGCUGGGAGCUGUAGUCUUUGCAGGCUGUGGUAGAGAUAAGGGUUGCCACAUUGCACACUUUGGGACUGUGCUGCUGUCAGAGGUGUCACUGCGGCACCUGUAGACGUACCUGAGCUAGCUUUAAUCUAGCUAGCUUGAAGAACAUUUGCACUGAAACUGCAGCGGCAUGAGCCAUGCACACCCAUCCAGGGUCUUGGCUACGUACUCGAACAGCUAGUCUGUACUGCCGUAGCGUCACUGCUGUUGUUAUUUGAGCUAGCUAGAUCAAAGCUAGCCUUUGGCAUGUCUACAUGUGCUGCCAUCACACCCCUCUGAUUGCAGCAUAGACCAACCCUUUGGUAACCCUGCUCUAGCCACCAUAAUGGGUGUUUCAGCCCAAAUCAUCAUUCUCUGGGAAAACUGCACAAGACAUGGGCACACAGAGAUGCAAGGAUGCACGGGAGCUAGAAUCCCUGUGAGACUGCCUAUUUCACAUAGUGAGUCAGCCGCAGGAACAGUCACAAGGAAAGGCAGAGAUGCUAUGUUAUUCUGUGCAUGGUGGAGGGGGAUUUCUAAGUGACACAGGCUACGAAAGCAAAGGAUGGUAAUAUUUCAUGGCAGCUACACAGAUUAGAGGUAGUGGCUGUUAUAUGUAAUCUAGCAUAUUUGUGCUUGAGCCCGUCCCUCGUCCUGAAAGGCUGGUACUGCAGGAGAGAUCUUUCAAUGAGUUCACCACUUCAUGACAGGAAUCCCCUGGUCAUGGCUGAAAUCCAAGCCAGGUUAGGGAGGAUGAGACGUUACCACUCUCUGGCAUCUCCAGUGGCCCACAUGACAUAGAAUCAUAGAAUAUCAGGGUUGGAAGGGACCUCAGGAGGUCAUCUAGUCCAACCCCCUGCUCAAAGCAGGACCAAUUCCCAACUAAGUUAUGAGUUAGGGGGCUGUGUAUUAGUGGACAGAGGCCCACGUCUCAAAACCCACCAUCACAGCCUGCUCUUGUUAGCAGCCCUUGUUAUGUCUUCCUUCCCAACUGGGAUUCCAAACCUCCCGUCCCCUUCCCCUGCAAUUUGUUAGACUAAAGCCCCAACCCAGACAGCUGGGUUUAACGAAAGGAUUCACUAGCUCGAUAUGAUUUUUUCCCCAAAGGGGCUCAGACCCAUGAUAAAAUCCCAGCUCCGAUGCUAGAAAUGAGCCCCGUGUUUCUAGGAAAUGGGCUGGAGCUGUGUGGGGGCUCCGAUGGUGGAGCUGGAGCAUUCCCAUGGUGAGCUCACCGUUGGUCUUUAGACGAAAAAGCAGGUUGGAAAGUCGUUCCACUCCAGCCUGAAUGGCGCAGCAGGAUCUAGUCCUAGGCUGGACUUCCCUGGAAGUUACUUGUCGUAAUAGUGCCUUACAGUUAUUGAAAGUAAGCUCCCCAGUGUGUGCUCGGGAGUCUGGUUAGCCUGAAGGCUGCACGCCAGCUCCGAUAACCUGCCCGUAGUACCAAGGAAGGGCAGUGGUUCGUCUCCUUUUCCUCCUUUCGUGUCUCAUGUCCCCCCAGCCCUAGUACUUUACUCUCCUUUAGGAGUCCAGUUUUGCCUUCAGUCACAGCACAGUGAGCCUUUGUACAGAGGGAGUGCAUUUGAGGGCUUUAGCAUGGAGUUGGCUACUAGAAUUCAGUGGCCCUCUAGCCAGAGGCUGCCUUAUUGAUGAAGGGGCCUGGCAAGAAGGACAAGCACCUUAUAAAAUGUUGCAAGCCCAUGUGAGCUUCAGGUCCGGCAAAUUUAACUCCCUCACCUGGCUCCGUGGUACUACUUAUAGAUUCAUAGAUUAUAGGACUGGAAGGGACCUCGAGAGGUCAUCGAGUCCAGUCCCCUGCCCGCAUGGCAGGACCAAAUAUUGUCUAGACUUGACUGAUGUGGGGUUGUGCCACGUUACUUAGAGUGCUAUUUCAGACUAGGGAAGUCCUUUUUGCAUUUGCCUCUGGCGGGGGAUAGCUCAGGUCACUGAAGUGCAGCAGAACAGUACCCAUCCCGGCCUCUGCUGGCUGUCUGAAGCGGCAUCAUGUAGGUGGGCUUUUCUGUCUCUUACACUGGCAACGCUCAUCUUGCAUUUCACUUAUUAAGGUCUGUUUCACACUAGUGGAGUACAGCUUAUAACCCUGAUGUCAUGUGGCUGGCACGGGCCAUGGUCAGGGAAUGGCAGCUCAUUUAGGCCCUGUCUAGAAUGGCUUUUUUGUUACCUCCCAUGGCCUGAAAUGGGGCUUGCACUUAUGUGACUUACCCUAGGAAAAGCCCCGUUUUGCAGCAGUGUACUUUAGAAGGUUGCAACGGUGUAACCACACUGAUGUAAUUCCCCUAGUCUAGAGGCUUUCCCUAGUCCAAACAAGCCCUCAAGGCUAGAUCCUUCAAUACUCUAAGCACCUCCUAGGAGGCACCUUCAACUCCCAUUGGUGUGUGUGGGGUGUUUUGCACUGCUCUAAGAGCUGCUCGGCACCUUGCAGAGUGGCAGAAGGCAAUGCUGCCUGAGGUCGUUUUAUUGCCCCUUAUGUAUCUCCUUCUGGUCCCAAUGUGUGGUGGAGCAGGAUCUAGGAGAAAAGGCUAUACUGAAAUAUAUUGGCCACAUUCAUAGUUGGCAAUGCGAGCACUGCCACUGGGAUAUGAAAAAGGGAAGCAGGACGGAGAAGACACACGUAGUCAGCUGAAGAAGCCCGUUCUCGUUAGCAAUUUGUUCUGUUGGCUUUAUAGCUUCAGUCGAGACACCUACAUGUGUGGAGAUUCUGAGCUGCGGCUGGCUAAGGCAGAAGCUGCAACGGCGUGUCUUAAUAGCCCCAACUCAUCAAAGCAUUUAACACGUGCAGGCGGCCAUCUUUAUUUAACGGCCAUGUGUUUAAGCCUCACUGAAGUCAACGGGAUUUAACCAUGUGCUUAAAGUUAAGCGUGAGCUUAAGUGCAUUGCUGACUAGGGCUAGACUGCUGACUCGUGACUUUAAUGACUGAUUCACUUCGCUCCUGCUUGGCACACCGGGUGCACGUCCAGUGCUGCCCCCCCCCCACAUCUGGCACCUCCUCGUUAGAGCACCAACUGGCAUUGAAAGGCACAUCACUUUUCACAUCCAUUGACCCCUUCUCUCGCCUGUGUCAGCCACAGCCUCUAUACUGCAAUCAGUUAACGUCUUGUAUUGCAGAUUCUGUGCUCGCAGACAGUCUGGUUCGGCUUCAUGCGAAGUGAAGCGGCUGCUGAAUGGGCUGCCGGUAUGGCUGUGAGCACCUCAGAUCAGUGGCAGAUAUCCCAUGGGACAGGGUGUCCUACUCAGCUGCUUCCACAGGUCCAGCAUCCUGUGUGUUAUUAGGACUGUCCAGCAUCUUUUAGAUAUCACAUGUGUCUGCAAGGAGACCUGAUGUCUCAAGAGCUUGGCAAAGAGCUAGAGGCCCUAGAGACCCUCAUUUAUGUCACUGGUGUGAACCCAACCCAAGUUGGUCAUGACUGGAAGGUCUUACCCCCUGAGGAUGGCCGACCGAAGGCCUAUGCCAUGGGGGGGUCUCAUCCCAUGUCAUUAAAAGCCACCUCCAUCGUUGUCCCUCUUGCCUAGCCCCUGGGGCAGACUCUACAGAGGUCAUGGAAAGAAGGGGCCAUGCACACCGAUUUCCCCUGCCACUCCUACUCUUCCAAGUCAGGGUUGAGGCAGGUUAGCAGGGCGCCAUGAGGAUAGGUAGCACUGCCCGUAAUGCGGCUGUUCCAUGGCCAGAAAAUGUCAACCUCCAGGGCUGAGAAACUGGUCCCGUUCCCCAGCACUGAAUCUCCUCCCACAAACGCGCGCUUCCCAAAAAGGAAAGUCAUUGAUUGCCUAGAAUCCAAUCGGAAUCGCUCACUUCUUCCCCACCCUGCUGCAAUUUCUCAGUGUGCCUGUCUCAGGGGCCUGUUCUUCCUCACAGACUGGGGUAAAUCCAGUGGGAUGCCUUCUGUGUACGCAAAACGUGCAUUGCAUGCACAACCGGCUGGGCACAACCCCCUGGAGGACCCCAUUCUGUAGAACAAAAUGGCAUCCUCCAGCCAGCCUGCCCUCGCAUGCGCCGCACAUGCAAGGUCACGGUGCAUGGAGGACACUAUUUUGGAUUGCCUAAGAUGCGCAGGUGAGUUGUUGCGUGUCUUGCUAAAGCUGCCACAGCGCGCCACAAGGGGACCUGGCUGUGACCCCACUAAAGCCAGCGUUAAACAGGUAUAAGCGGGAGGAGAAUCCAGCCACUUGGUGAUAUGGGCAGACACAGGUGCAUAAAGAACCCAUCCACGCCUGUUUGCCCAUUUGGAUUCAUUUUAAAAUGUUGCCCAGAGAGCAGCCUGGAGACAGCAGAGCAGGGCAUGCACACGAACACUUAGAGAGCCAGAUCCCUGGGACUCCAAGGCCAGGAUGGAGAGACACCUCCCGGACUCCUGCGCCAUCUCUGAACCCUUUUGUCUACACCCUUAUUGAGUCUAAAUGUGUUGAUUUGGGUAUUUUUGUGACCGUACCAAGAGCUGAAGCGAAUGGCUCCAGAAGCGUAUUGGCCCAUGUUCGUCCCUGGUAGAACUCCUACAAAGCCUCUUGAGUUCGACCAAGGGAGAAAUUCGGCCUAUUGUUUUCAAUCUUUUUAUUAUUUGAAUUCUUGCACCUUAACCCCUCGCAUCCCUCCUUCAAUGCGCCACGAGUCUGAGAGGGGCUUCAUUUCCACUAGCAGUUAAUGAACAUUCAGCAAACAACUCUGCACACACACACCUGCCCACUCUCCCAGCCUCAUUUUCUUGGGUUGAACCUGCAGGGAGGGGGCGAUGGUGGGGAUGGUCUUUGUUUUCAAUUUCCCAGGAACCUGGUAGCCCAGACCGGUUUGCCUCAUAGUGUUCAUAAAGCAGGGCUGGCCCCCUGGCCGACAGCCAUAACGAGAACGCAGCCAGAGGGGUGACAGACUGAGAUGGCUGUGACGCAGUGCAAUAGCUAAUUGGCAUCAGCUGCUGGACAACCUUGAUUUUUAACUCUUUACAGACAGACACCUUUGGUCCACAUGGAUGGAAGCAGCGUUCCACCACAGCCCUGCCUAGAGACACAUCAUCCAUGAAGGGAAGGGGUGGGUAGAACCUAAUAAAAGAACAACCUCAGUAGCAUGGAACUUGAAGGAAACAAACUAACAGAAAAAGAAACACAAGCACUUCACUUGCCUCAAACUAGUUUCUAAUGCCUGACGUUUGGCUGUGUAUUAUUUUAUGGCAUUCAGUAUCUGUUGCCCAAACAUGCCAAGUAAAGAGUGUAUCGGUGGCUCUACUAGUUGUGAACAAAAUAAAUGAAGCACUUUAUUCUGUGUAGAUACGGGGAAGGGGGUCGGGGGAGUUCAGAUGCUUUCCAAAAGCAUCUUAAGUAAUGUUCUAGGAAAUGUAUUAUUACUACUUUUUUUUUUAAUGACCAUGUGUAAUCAAUAUAUGUUUAUCUUUAACUCCAAGUACGGUAGCACUCUCUUUGGGAUGGUCUGAUGUCCGGGGAGGGUGGGAAAGCAAGGUUAUCCUCUCUCAUGUUGGAGGAGAUCAUGAUGGCCAUUGGAAGAGCGCCAGCAUCUACCGCAGGCGCAUGCCAAUAUGGCUUAGCUGAGAGCCACAAGGGCAAGUUGUUGGGAACCGCCAAGGGUUGCACCAAAUUGCCUUAAAUGGAGCAGAUCGCAACUGCCUGUCACACUGGAGGGAGACCUGUGGAGAAGACCCCAGUGUGCAUUUCCAGCCAGGUGGUCUUUUGUUCAGAUUGAGGUGCACCACCGCGUUCUGAUAGCUGCCAGCUGGUCAGGAGGAAUUGCGCAUCUCCAUGGGCUGAAUUUUUGGUCACUUUUGAGACCUGAUUUUGACCUCCCACCAGGGCAAAUGGGGAGUAAACCCAUUGACGUCAACAGUGUCGUACUGGUGUGUGAGAUCAGAAUCAGGCCCUUGGGUCUACGUCCUACCAGCACAGUAAUAUUCUGACUGUUAUCAAAGAGGUUGCAAGCGGAAGACCUGAACCAAUAAAUGAUCUGCCUUUUAUAAAA